Messenger RNA from Nomascus leucogenys (northern white-cheeked gibbon), 1190 nucleotides. RefSeq lists its product as uncharacterized. The record is from RefSeq and is a predicted model, not a curated record. Bases 442 to 1053 code for a protein of 203 amino acids. Lineage: Eukaryota; Metazoa; Chordata; Mammalia; Primates; Hylobatidae. The transcript has a single exon.
CACCAUCAUCAUCAUCAUCUCCCGGAUUCCCUGAGAAAAUACCAGGUUCACAGAUUCACCGCUAGAAAAAACCAUCCGCCAAAAGAGAAGUGGGCUGGGGCUGAAACAGCACACGGGACACGUUUGUCUGCCCUUUGAGGGGUCUGCCAAAAAUUUUCCCUCCGGGCAAACUGGACUUACUACGAACGCGGAAAAACUCCCAGUGGCGAGAUGAUUAAUGACACUGGCCGAGGACUGGACACCCACCAGGGAAUCAGACGUGGUAAGACACACAUGGAAAAGCUUCGAUCCUGGUGAAAAUGAUCCCAAGGAGAAAUUUGGGGAGGAAGCAAACUUGUUUGCACUAUGUAGAAACUGACUAAGGCAUCGAAUCGUCCUCAGAGGCAUUUGCCUUGAAAAUACUUUCCAAGAUGAAAAUUUAUCAGGGUAGGUAUAAUUCUGAUGAAAACGCCUGUGUUCAUCAACACAGGGUCAGAGCGCUCACGGGGUCAAUGUGCAAAUCCAAGCCAGGAAGUCCUGCUCCGGGUGGAAGGUAAAACCUUCCCUUCAGGGAACCAGGGGCUCCGGCGGGCAUUGGAGGCAGGUUCUUGGCCUCUGCUGCCAUGUCCCCCAGUCCCCCCAGCCCGCAUUAAUGUCCUCUGGAAUAAGAGCCUGUGGCUGAAGCAGAGGGCCUUCUGGGAGAGCUCUCCAAGGUAUGGAAGGAGGGUCCCCCAGAAGGAGCUCCAGGGUAGCCCCACUGUGGCCCCCCUGGGCUCCACCAGCUUCGUGCUUCUCAGAUGCUACCCAGGGGCCGGCACAGGGAGACCGGGGCAGAUUUCUCCUGCACCAGGCUAUGGAGGUUUGGAGGGCUGCCUGAGCAGACCCUGUGCCAUGGCUGGGGCUGGGGAAAGAAUAUCUGAGACAAGGUUUGGGAGCAGUGCUCUUUACUACGUUUACCAAAUCGUCUGGGGCAGGGGCUGUGAGCCGCAGCAGUUGCUGGUGCCUUGUGGGAAGGUGGGGCAGGGAGGAGGCUGCCCGCCACCUCUGCCCCCAGUCACUUCCUGCUUGACCUGACUCUUCACAUGUGGCUGCUUAAUUCCUGCCCCCUCCCCCCAGCUGCUUCUCCUUUACUAACACACCUGCUACAUUUUACACAUGUGUUGGUAAGUGAGAAACAGAAAUGAAAAAUAAAUUAAAAUGCAGAAAUACAA